Apis florea (little honeybee) is the source of this 6626-nucleotide messenger RNA. RefSeq names its product paired box protein shaven (gene sv). The record is from RefSeq and is a predicted model, not a curated record. Gene Ontology annotation, molecular function: DNA-binding transcription factor activity, RNA polymerase II-specific; RNA polymerase II cis-regulatory region sequence-specific DNA binding. Gene Ontology annotation, biological process: anatomical structure development; regulation of transcription by RNA polymerase II. NCBI's taxonomy places the organism in Eukaryota, Metazoa, Arthropoda, Insecta, Hymenoptera, Apidae.
GUUUUACCUUGUUCAAUUUCAAUAAUUUCAUGAAGUUUACGUUCAAUUUCCAAUUCUGAAGAUGAACUUCCAUCCAAUCCUUCCAAUUUCCAAGAAAUGUCGCAGGAUGAUCUUCAUUAUAUUCAACAUUCCACAAAACGCACACAACAUUCACACAUGCAUACGUAACUACGCGUCUCAGUUAAUAAAUACAAAUGGCCGAAGGAUAAGGAAAUAUUAUUCGGUGCAAGAAAGAUGUUCAGUAUGAAAGAUCGAUUCCACCGUACACUGAUAGCGGUCUCGAGUAAAUGAUGAUCGCGCGAAGAACUAAUGGCGGCGAUUAUUUCGAGCGUGUAUUCGGGUCAACCGGCCACGGUGAUACUUCGAUUGGACGCCAAUUUGUUUCACCAUGUUUGAUUUCACCUUGAGAUUAACUAUUUCAUGGCGCUGGUAUCGAGAAUGCUCGCCUACUAUUCGUCAGAUGACGCCUUGCACGAUUCAGGAAGCGACCGUCGCGCCAUUGACUUUUAGUCAGUUUAUUCGUCUCGUUGAACGGUUGUUUGUGCGCUGAUUAGUUCUAUGAUAACAUCAAUCUGGCCGACGACCUUUGUGAUAACGCGUUAUCCCGUGAUCUCUCUGCUCGCAAGAUGACUCAUCGAACCAGUACCGUGAGCAACUUGAUACUAAAGGAGCGUCUCUAUUGGAAACGAUCGCUAUGGUGGAUGUGAAAAUUUUGAACUUCAAUGAUAUACAAGAUGGAUGACUGGAUAAGAAAUAACGUAGAUGCGUGUUUUUCCCCUGGGAUUUAAAGGCCACGGCGGAGUUAACCAGCUCGGCGGCGUCUUCGUGAACGGAAGGCCCCUACCGGAUGUAGUGAGGCAGAGGAUCGUCGAGCUGGCGCACAGCGGCGUCCGACCGUGCGACAUUUCCAGACAACUCAGGGUAUCUCACGGCUGUGUAUCCAAGAUACUGUCGAGGUAUUAUGAAACUGGUAGCUUCAAGGCUGGGGUAAUAGGCGGCUCGAAGCCGAAGGUGGCGACGCCACCGGUCGUGGAAGCGAUCGCUAAUUACAAGAGGGACAAUCCAACCAUGUUUGCGUGGGAGAUCAGGGACCGAUUGCUCGCCGAAGGCAUUUGCUCGCAGGACAACGUGCCAUCCGUCUCCUCGAUCAACCGAAUCGUGAGGAACAAGGCGGCGGAGAAGGCGAAGCACGCGCAUCAACAGCAGCAGGCGCAGCAGCAGCAAGGUCAGCAGCAAGGUCAGCCGGGAUCAGGUGGUUCCGUGUCGGUGAUAGCCCAUGCACCUGCAACAGCGGCGGGUCACCCGGCGGCGACCGCUCCCAACGCUUACAGCAUCAGCGGCAUCCUGGGAAUCCCUGCCCACCACCAGGACCCGAACGGCAACAGCAUCAAGAGGAAACGCACCGACGACGACGACAACCGAGACCUGAACGAUCAUCCUGAGGACGAUCUGAAGAGGCAGAGAAGCAACUACAACGGCGAUCAAUUGUACUCGAACCUGUGGUCGAGUAAAUGGAGCAUCAAGGACGAGCACAAGCUCCUGAGCGAGCUAGGAGGCGGCGGGGGCGGAGGUGCGAGCGGUGGCGGUGGUACGAACGGGACUGGAACCGGCGGAGGUGGCGGUGGCGGCGGCGGUGGUGGCGGAGGUAGCGGCGGCGGAGGCGGAGGUGGCGGAGGUUACUACGAACACGGAGGAUUCCCCGGGAACGCGAUUGCCACCUCCGCCGAGCUCUACGACUCCCUGGGCACCAUCAGCACGAUGACGCAAGCGCAAACGCCCCAUCUCUACACCCCGCCCAUAGGGGGCACCAUAGCAGGUGGUACUUUGACGCCGCUCGCGCCACUGACGAUGCAAGAACUAAAAUUGAGCCAAACAUUGGACGGGGCUAACAUGUCUCCUUACCACACCACCGCAGAGAGCAGUACCGUCGCAGUGUCGUAUGUGGGGGUGGGGGCCGGUGGGGGGGAGCAGAGUCCCCCGAUUUCGUUGCAGAACGAGACAAACGCCACCCCCACGGCCCCCAACACCCCCGGAGGGGACCCCGGGCUGACGGUCUUGCAGCCGCCAGUUUCUCAACCCCAGGUAGCAUCUGCGAUACCACCGUACUCCACGAUGCUUCCCAGUUUCGGACACUACGCCACCGGUGGUGGUGAUUAUGCAUACAGUGCGGCAUACUCUCAAUACUCGAGCGCACCGUACAGCGGCUACGGUUAUGGAGCAGCGACAAGCGGGUUGCUCAACUCCACUUAUUACUACUGUAACGGGGACACGCUGGCGUCUUCCCACACCAAUUCGCAGCAGGGCGGCGGAUGUAAUAACACAGGACCAGAGAACAGCACGGACGUGGCUAGUCGCUCGCCUUUGGCUGCUACCAGAGCGAGCAGCGGUGCGAGUGCCGCUUCACCAACCGGAAGUGCAUGCACCAAGCCAGAUCAUACUUCCACGCCAACGGACCUUUAUCUGGCCUGAUUAAUCGAUGGCACAGGAGAUCAAUUCCGGGCGGAGGGUCUUUCUGGAGUGGGAACAGCGACCAACGAGUUCGGACGCCAUAUCACGAGGAACCAUGCUGAAAUUAAGCAAUGAUCUCUUUUAUUAAACGGUUCGGGAACGAACAGCCAGGAACCGUUAUCAUCGAAUAAAAGAUCGUAACACGGACGACGAAUUCCCGUUAAGAACAGGAUGGAGAGAGAAAGAGAGAGAAAAGAAAAGAAAAGGCGAAUUAUGACCAGAUACGCGUCAAUGCAACGCGACAUUGAAUCACGAUUGAAUCGCGUGUCGCGUUUGGGGAUUUCGUGUCGAUCAGCGCGUGAAUCGCGAGAGAGAUAGAGUACUUUUUUUUUUUUUGAGAAAUUUUCUUAACAACGUUAACGACGAUGAUCGAAUCCAUCGGAAUCAUCGAUCGUAGCCGUUCACACGACAGCGCUCAAUGGAACGAAACGUGUUCGAUCGAACAUCGAACGCUGUUGCAAAUUGACCGGACGAUUGUCCGUGAUAAUUGUGGUUAAAAAGUCGUUGUAAAACGUAUAACCCGGGAAUAGAAAACUUGGCUGAUCAAUGAUCAAUGAUCUUAUUUACGAACAUUGAACGGACGGCAAAACGACUCGACGAGUGUCUGGUCCAGAGCGACACUAAGGACAAUUCUGUCUAAUUGCGUGGUCGGGAUUACAGGUUGGCCGCGAUGCGUUACCGACAGUGUCGCUACUCACGUAGAGUGCGCAUAAUCAUAGGUAGUUUAAUUUAACGAUCCUCAGUUAGUAUAAUUUCUACACAAUUCCCGCGAUCGGUCGUCUCUCCAAAUGUGCCCGUGCAUUCCCGACAAUUUUGCUCUCGUACACCAUUGUUAAAACGUAUCUUUGUAACGCGAAUGUAGUUGGGCACAUUUGGUUACCGACGGCGUUAGAACGUGUACAUAAUAUAUAAAGUGAAGGAAAAAAAAAAAAAUUAUAUAUAUAAAUAUAUACAUAAUAUUAUCCGUGUAAAACAGAGUCAACUGCCCAACACGGCACGUUCUUUCUUCUAAUAAGCACGACGACCUAUCCUCCCUCCCUCCCCCAUUCCCCUGUUCCCUCCCCUCCCCCCAUUUACCCACAAAACGAUAUAAGUAAUUAUAGUAGAUAUAAUGGAUAAGUUUAUUGAGAUUUUUAAAUCAGGAAUCGACGUAACGAUCAUUACUGUUAAGGAUAUUAUAUAUAUUUUUUGUAGAAACCAAAGACCACAGACGGAUUGCCGAAAUGAGAAUUGCGUGGCGUCGCGUAGCUACGGCUAAGGCAGAGUUUUAUGGCGGUUCGAAAGCGAUUUUUAGACGGAUGCGCGUGUUUGCGAGCGACGUACGAGGAUCGACGUAAAUGUACAAAACAAUGGGGGAAAUGCAAAUCGAGAAAUCGGGAAAGCGUGAAAGGCGAAACGAAGUCGUGAAACGCGGGCUCUACGUCAUCGCGGUCGAUUCUUUCGCCGAAGGUAACGCCAUCGUGAAUACGCAAUGAAAAAAAAGAUACGUUACCUUCGAUCGAAACUGCCAUCUCCUUCGUCGAUCACAAAUCGUCCAAUGUGGCAAUAUUCGCUGGCAUGUAACGAAUUUCAUCCCGUGGUGAUUUGAUUCUUUUCCCAAACAAAACAACGGACACUUCCUUGAUGGCCGGUUGAUCGUGAUGAUUAUUCCCGCGUUCCGUCCAACGCCUUCACUACACUACACUCGCACAACACACAACCACGGAAAUCAACUAGCUUCCGGCACCGCGUCGAGCGUAACGUUUCGAAAAGAGAGGAGAGAAAAAAAACUAUCGCGGAACCGUAAUUAACGUCUGGCCACGGCAACUUUAAUGAGAAGUUACGUGCUUGCAAUUUCUUUAUGAUUAACGGGCAAAAAUGUUAAUUUGUAACCUUAAUAAGGAAAUUUACGCGCGCGUGUCCAGCGCCUUUCGAUCGCGCAUACGAUAUGCGCCGGGCAUGCGCGCUGCGUCUAGAAACAGUACGUACAUGCGCGGUAUAAUUCGAACGUAUUUAUUUGUUACUCUAUAUUUUCUUCUUUUAAUUUCUCAAUUAUACGAGCUACUUUUAUCUUUCUACGAAGGUAAUUAUACGUUGUCCUUUCUAUUUAAUAGAAAUGCAAAUAGUGCAAUGAACAUAACAAAAUAAUUUUAAUUAUUUUUAUAAGUUAUCAGUCUUGUGUAGAGAGACGUUUAUCAACGUAUCAUCGCGUCUCGCUUGAGAAAUCUACCAUGAAAUGGAUUUCCAAGCACAAUUUCGCUCGCAUCACAGUUAUCUCAUAAUUAACGAAUUAUAUUUUCUCAAGCGUGUCUCGCGCGAACGAUAAUAGUUCGAUAAUUUUGGAAUAUCUUGUUAUAUAUUUAUUAUUCAUUUUUAAAAUAACGUAUCUUUUUAAUUUUAUUGUGAUAUAUUUCUAUAUUAUAUAUAUAUAUUCAUAUAUUACAAUAAAAUUAAAGGAAAAAUAUAUUUUUAAAAGUACAUUUUUAUUAUUUAAUAUAUUUAUUCGAACGUUUAGCAAACGACUCGUACGAUCUUUCACCUUUCCAUCAUUUACCUUUAAUAUUACGCGUGGUAUCGUUAGACACGAUUCACAGACGGAAUCGUAGGGAAACGAUCCGAACAUCGUCGAUCCUAAGCGUGCUCGCAACCGAUUGUCAGAUCGUUCAUCGAUCCGAGCGUCAAACGAACAACUUAUUCGAAUUAUCUCUUCGUCUACGACUCGGUCUCUCUAUUCCACCGAUCGUUCGACAAAAUAAUUUCAAAACCGAUACUACACCCCUUCCUGUUAGUUGCGUUCUUUACGUGUUCAGCCCGCCAACGCGAUUACGUUUCCACCGUGUUUGUCGCAAGGACGAAGGAUUCGUAGCCGCGAUCUCUCAUUGCUGAAUAAUUGCUAUUUAUAAAUUGUCGUAUCGUAGCGUUACGUGUCGUAAUAAAAUUGUGUGCAGGAAGAAUCUGGGGCAUGGAAAACGGUAUAGAGAAGAAAGACACAGAGAGAGAGAGAGUGAGAGAGAGAAAGAGAUAUUGCGAUCAUGCUUAGUAUUUCGAGGCUGCAACAAAUUCGAGUAUUAACACUGUUUUACACUCGCGAUAUACCUGCCAACCGAUGGAAAUCAAUCUUCUUUCGUUUCACGUCUAAUGUUAAUUUCUUUUUUUUUUUUUUUUUUUUUUUUUUUCUUCUUUUUUUAAAGGGGAUACCUUCGGUACACAUACAUACACAUCGAUCUGACUUUCAUUACGAUUUUUAUAAUUUGUCGGGAUUGUAAUUGACUAAUGCGUACUUCACAUUGUUAUUCUAUUAUUAUUAUUAUUAUUAUUAUUGUAACGAUGAUGAUUAUGAAUUCUUCAUUUUAUUAUUAUUAUUUUUUAUUCUAUUCUACUAUUAUCGCUAUCUUAUUUUUCCCAUUAUUCUCAUGAUUUAUUAUUAAUAUUAUUAUUAAUAUUAUUAUUAUUAUUAUUAUUCUAAUUAUUAUUAUACUAUUAUCAUCAUUAUUAUUACACGAUUAUUUAAUGCCUUUAUUAUUUAUUAAAUAAUAACGACGACCUAUGUGUAAUAAGUUUUGCCAAAGAAAUUCCGUUGAAUGAGAGAGAGAGAGAAAGGAAGAGAGCAAUAUCGCGGUAACGUUUCGAACUUCCAUAAAAUGGAAGUGUUUUAGAAGAAACAGAAUAAAAGAAAAAAAAAAAAAAGAAAAGAAAGAAAGAAAGAAGAAAAAAAAAGUUUUGAAGAGAGGAAAGCACACGAUAAUGUUAACGUCGAAUCGUAAAUAGAAGAAAAAGUAAAAAGAAAAAUCACGACGCAUCACGAGAGGAAUCAUUUUCCCGCGCAAUAUUCAAACGGAGUUAUGGAUAUAUCCUUAGUAGCAAAAUAUUUGUGAAAAAUCGAGAUUUCAGUUUGAACGCUGCGCUCUCCGUGAAUUUUUUUUAUUCGAAUAACAAACAAUUCUCUUUUCUUUUAUUAUUUUUAUUUUUAAUUUUUUUUUUUUUUUUUUUUCUUCCUCCCCUCCUUCAUUUCGCUGUCAUUUCGUCCCGUGUGAUAUUAUGAUUCUUGUUUCGUGCGCCGCUCUUGCCGAGUCUCGCUGUUGAUACUUGCAAACAAAACUCUGUACAUCCUUUUUAAAUAAAUAUGAGGUUUAUAUGAA